AUGUCGCAACCACGGCCCAAGAAUCCCUUGGAUGUGCUCCAGAGCAUGAUCAACGCGAUUCUCAUAGAGACUGGCAAAGCUCUGCGAAGUGCUCAGAAAGAGAAUGGACGUCCUUCGACCGCCGCGACCACUCGCUUGCGCGCCAUGGUACCAAGCACUACAGACAACUUCCACCAGGCCCUCGAUGACAUUGAGUGCGAGAUUUUACGCGCGAAAGCAGUGAUCUUCAGAGACUAUGAAGAGCUACGAUCGAAACGACUGGCGUUGGAAAACCCAGAACCCAUCAUCGAGGAACCGGAACCACAGGCCAUGGAGGCAGAUAUGAAUGGCACAUCUUCUACACCUGCGGACACCACACAGGAUACAUCUACGCCAAUCAAAGCAGAGCCCAGACUAGUCGAAAGCCCAGAGAAGGAGGCAGUGCUGUCUGAGGAUACCCUCAAGCAGGAGACAUCGGAAGCUACAAACGAUAUGAAGGGACAGAAUCUGACUCCGCCAAGCUCCGGGAAUGCAAAUGGGGCAGACUCUAAGCCUAUAGGCCUUGGAAUAGACACCGACGGGGCAGUAGAUGGGCCAGGUCCGGCGACAGCGGAGCUUCAGAACUCGUCCAUUGACUCGUUAUUCGGGCCCGAUGACAACAAUGCCGGCGACUCUGCCCUUGACUUCGGCAUCAUGGACUUCCUUACAAAUACCAAUACCGAAGGAAACGAUCAAUCACAGAAUAAUCAAAACAACGAUUUUGAUCUUGCCAAUUUCGGGAGCUCUACACAAGACUUCAACAUGCCAGAUCUGAAUACAUCUGCAGAUACCAACACCAAUAACAACAAUUCAAAUGAUGCCAACAAACCUAACGAUGAUCCAUUCGCCUCCUUAGGAAAUCCUGGCGGGGACAGCAUGGAUCUGGAUCUGGACCUCGACAUGGCCGGUGCUGGCGACAGCGUAUUUGAUGAUAUGUUCUUUGUUGACGAGACCAACAAUUUAGGUGGAGGAGACAUGGAACAUGGGGAGUUCGACAAUGCUUUCUUCGGCCUUGAAUAG
Molecule: messenger RNA, 1038 nt
Organism: Mollisia scopiformis
Lineage: Eukaryota; Fungi; Ascomycota; Leotiomycetes; Helotiales; Mollisiaceae
Exons: 3
Coding region: 1-1038 (345 amino acids)
Source: RefSeq, a predicted model, not a curated record